AUGGCGAAGUCACCGGAGCAAGAGCACCCCGUGAAGGCCUUUGGAUGGGCAGCCCGGGACUCUUCGGGGCUCCUCUCGCCCUUCAAAUUCUCCAGAAGAGCAACAGGAGACGAGGACGUAAGGUUCAGAGUUCUUUAUUGUGGGAUAUGCCACACGGACCUUCACAAAAUCAAGAACGACUGGGGCACGUCCACCUACCCACUUGUCCCUGGGCACGAAUUUGUUGGGGAAGUGACAGAAGUUGGGAGCAAGGUGAAGAAAGUUAAAGUUGGAGAUAAAGUGGGCGUUGGAUGCAUAGUUGGUGCAUGCCACACUUGCGAGAGUUGUAACAAUGGCCUUGAAAAUUACUGUCCCCAAUGGAUAGUCACCUACGAUUCUGUUUACCACGAUGGAACAAUCACAUAUGGCGGCUACUCUGAUACUAUGGUAGCUAACGAACGCUACAUCGUCCGAUUCCCGGAAACCAUGCCGCUUGACGCUAGCGCUCCACUGCUUUGUGCGGAGAUCACAGUGUAUAGUCCCUUGAAAUAUUUUGGUCUCGCCGAGCCGGGCAAGCAUAUUGGAGUUGUUGGCCUAGGUGGGCUUGGUCAUCUAGCGGUUAAAUUUGCAAAGGCUUUUGGGGCGAAAGUGACGGUAAUUAGCACCUCCAUUAGCAAGAAGGAUGAAGCUUUGGAACAUCUUGGUGCUGACUCUUUUUUGCUUAGCAAUGACCAAGAAGAAUUGCAGGCUACCAAGAAUACAAUGGAUGGUAUCAUUGAUACGGUAUCUGCUGUACACCCCAUUUUGCCAUUAAUUGAUCUAUUGAAGUACCAUGGGAAGCUUGUUUUGCUAGGUGGACUAGAAAAGCCGCUUGAGCUACCCGUCUUCCCUCUACUUUUUGGUCGGAAGAUGGUUGCCGGAAGUGUCACCGGAGGAAUGAAGGAGACACAAGAAAUGGUAGACUUCGCAGCAAAACACAGCAUCACGGCAGACAUUGAGACUAUCUCGAUGGAGUACGUGAACACGGCGAUGAAGCGCCUUGCUAAGGGUGAUGUUAAAUACCGAUUUGUCAUUGACGUUGGAAACACCUUGGCCGCUACUAACCCUGAAGACUAUCAAUUAGUACGAGGUUUAGUCAAAUUGUCCAUAUUCCUCUUGCUCGAUCUCCAACUUCAAGCAACACACUCGAUCAGUUCUCUUAACCCUAAAACUCUUAUCAAUAUGACCACAAAGGCACCAGAAGAAGAACACCCGGUGAAGGCCUUUGGGUGGGCUGCUAGAGACCAAUCUGGGCAACUCUCUCCGUUUAACUUCUCUAGAAGGGCAACUGAGGAAGAUGAUGUCAGGUUUAAGGUGUUGUAUUGUGGAAUAUGUCACACCGACCUUCACAGCAUCAAGAAUGAUUGGGGCUUCUCUAGCUACCCUCUUGUUCCUGGACACGAAAUCGUUGGGGAAGUGACAGAAGUAGGGAGCAAGGUGAAAAAAGUUAAAGUAGGAGACAAAGUGGGUGUUGGAUGUAUGGUCGGUGCAUGCCACUCGUGCGAGAAUUGUAACAAUGACCUUGAAGUUUACUGUUCUGAAAUGAUAUUCACCUACAAUUCUGUUUAUCACGACAAAACAAUUACAUAUGGAGGCUACUCAGACACAAUGGUAGCUAAUGAACGCUACAUCGUCCGAUUCCCAGAAAACAUGCCGCUUGACGCUGGAGCUCCACUCCUAUGUGCUGGAAUCACAGUGUAUAGCCCUUUGAAAUAUUUCGGUUUUGCCGAGCCGGGAAAGCAUAUAGGAAUUGUUGGCUUGGGUGGGCUUGGCCAUGUUGCUGUUAAAUUUGCCAAGGCUUUUGGGGUGAAAGUGACGGUAAUUAGUACCUCUGCUAGCAAGAAGGAUGAAGCUUUGAAAAAUCUUGGUGCUGACUCUUUUUUAAUUAGCCGUGACCAAGAACAAAUGCAGGCUGCCAUAAAUACAAUGGAUGGUAUCAUUGACACGGUAUCUGCCGUGCAUCCAAUUUUGCCAUUAAUUGGCCUAUUGAAGUCCCAUGGAAAACUUAUUAUGGUGGGUGCGCCGGACAAGCCACUUGAGUUACCUAUCUUUCCUCUACUCAUGGGAAGGAAGAUGGUUGUGGGGACUGCAAUUGGGGGAAUGAAGGAGACACAAGAGAUGAUCGACUUUGCAGCAAAACACAGCAUCACGGCAGACAUUGAGACUAUUUCAAUGGAGUACGUUAACACGGCGAUGGAGCGUCUUGCUAAGGGUGAUGUUAGAUACCGAUUUGUAAUUGACGUUGGAAAUACGUUGGGUGCUACCAAGCCUUGAAGAUUAGGUUGUCUUUAAUUUAUUGUACGAUUGGAAAGAUCUUGUUUGAUUGCUUACUAUUCGCAUGUAUUAAACACUAGAACCUUGUCAUUUUUAUUAUUUAUUGAAUAUUUGAAUAACUAAUAAAUGGGCAUGGAUGUUCGUGGUC
This is a messenger RNA of Corylus avellana, 2440 nucleotides long. The record is from RefSeq and is a predicted model, not a curated record. NCBI's taxonomy places the organism in Eukaryota, Viridiplantae, Streptophyta, Magnoliopsida, Fagales, Betulaceae.